AUGGCGACGCCUACUUCCGUGGCCUCUUCCGCCUCGCGGGACAUGGUCCAGCGCAUCCACCGAGUGACGAGAGAGAACCGCCACCUAUGGUACCAGUUGACGGUUCUGCAGCAGCCUGAGCGAGCUCGUGCAUGUGGUUCGGGCAUGAAAGCUAACAGCGACCGACGACCUGUUGACCCGCCGCCUGUUGUUGAACUUCGUAUCAUUGAGGGUCCCUCCGUCGAGGAGGGCAAGGACAUCACUUUCGACUACAACGCCAAUUUCUUCCUCUAUGCCAGCCUGGAGCAGGCUCGCCCCAUUGCCCAUGGCCGUGUCCAAAACGGGGCCACCAACAAUCCCCCCAUCCUGACUGGCGUCCCAGCAUCUGGCAUGGCUUACCUCGACCGACCUACUGAGGCUGGAUACUUCAUCUUCCCCGACCUCUCUGUCCGCCACGAAGGCUACUUCCGUCUUUCUUUCAGCCUGUAUGAGACGACCAAGGAGUCCAAGGAUUUCGACAUGGAGCCCGCCGAUUCUGACCUCCCCGCCGGAGUGGACUGGAGAAUGGAGAUCAAGACCCAGCCCUUCAACGUCUUCAGCGCCAAGAAGUUCCCCGGACUCAUGGAGAGCACUUCUCUCAGUAAGACAGUUGCUGAUCAGGGAUGCCGAGUUCGCAUCCGCCGCGACGUUCGUAUGAGGAAGCGCGACGGCAAGGGCAGCGGCUACGACCGACGCGAGGAGGAGUAUGCUCGUCGCCGGACCGUGACGCCAGCUCCCGCCGAGGAUCCCAUGCGAGCCAGGUCCACCAGCAACGCCAGUGAGCACCGUGCGCCAUACAUGCCACAGGAUUCGCAACGGCGACCAUCUGCUGCCGAGAGCUACCAUGCUCCUUCAUUACCUCAUGCUCCUUCAUUGCCCCAUGCUCCUCCUCCCCCGGCCUACGACGCACCUCCGCCUGCUGCUCGGCCCGGACAUCUCCAAUUUGGCGGCGAGCAAAACAUGCCGCAGUAUGGCGGUCCCGCUCCUCCUCGGUCAUAUGCCCACCCUCAGGGCGCUCCGAUACCUCCUGUAACGCCUACCGGGCCAUAUCCGACAGCAUCUGCGCCAUCUCCGUAUCCCAAGCACGACUCACAACCGUACAGCUAUGGCCCCCGACCUCCAGUGUCCAGCGCAUCCCCAGCACCGCCAAUGAAGCACGCCGGUUACGACAGCCGGCCUUCUGAGCCCUAUGCCCCUCAGUCACCAUCCGGAUAUACGCCGACCGAGAGACGACCAUCGUUUGUUUCUUAUCCUUCUCCCGCACCGAUGACACCCUACAUUGCGCCUCCUGCUCCUUCACCGGCGCGACACAUGCCAACCCAGUCAUCUUUGGCGCCGCUCAAGAUUGCUUCCCUGGUGUCUCCCCUGCCGCCCAUUGAGGCCCAAACUGAGCCGCUUCCCCCUCCUCCAUUGCUUCCAACAGGUGGCAAGAGAAAACACGACUACGUCUUUUCUCAAAACACUAAGCCGCUUCACAACGGCCAGCGCCAGCUUGAUGCCCACUUUGGCCACGGAUAUCGCGGGCUCACCCCCGAGCCGGACCAAGGCCUCUACUCUCGAGCAGAUGGUCAAAUCGGUGUCGUUACUUUCAAUCAAUACCAAGUGUAA
This is a messenger RNA of Trichoderma virens Gv29-8, 1626 nucleotides long. RefSeq lists its product as uncharacterized. Lineage: Eukaryota; Fungi; Ascomycota; Sordariomycetes; Hypocreales; Hypocreaceae. The record is from RefSeq and is a predicted model, not a curated record. Bases 1 to 1626 code for a protein of 541 amino acids. The transcript has 3 exons.